Molecule: messenger RNA, 2652 nt
Organism: Brachypodium distachyon (stiff brome)
Lineage: Eukaryota; Viridiplantae; Streptophyta; Magnoliopsida; Poales; Poaceae
Product: mitochondrial substrate carrier family protein C
Exons: 7
Coding region: 138-2327 (729 amino acids)
Biological process (GO): transmembrane transport
Cellular component (GO): mitochondrial inner membrane
Molecular function (GO): calcium ion binding; S-adenosyl-L-methionine transmembrane transporter activity
Source: RefSeq, a predicted model, not a curated record
UCAACCUCCGCAGGCAACUACAGAGGCCUGCCUGCCUCCGGUUAACCAAUCAUGCGGCCUUUCCCGCCACCCGCCGGGAUCCACCGCCACCGCCCCACCUAGUGCCUCCGCCGCCGCCGCCCGCCUGCGCCGUCGCGAUGGCGGCCGACCAGCACCCCCUCGACUCCUUCCUCGCCGCCGCCCGCGGCGCCCUCGCCCACCUCCACCUCCCCAUCCACCUCCCAGGAUCCGAUUCCGAUUCCAAGCAGCAGCAGCGGCAGCCGGACUGCCUCCUCCACCUCCACGUUGCGCUCGCCAACUUCCUCCACAAGCCCCUCCGCUCAUUCUCCAGAUGCUUCGGCAACGACGACCACCACAAGCCCAAGCGCGGCCGGGCCAAGCAUUCGCCGCCCUUGCCGCCGCUCCGGGACACUGGCAAGAAGCAGCAGGAGCAGCAGCUGGAGCUUCUGCUCUGCAUUGCGUUCGACGCCCUGGCGCACAACCUGCAGAUGCUGGAGGGCGCCUGCAAGCAGAAAGGCGAGGAAAUCGGCAGCGCCGCCCUGCGAAUCGACCAGUUUCGGGUUGUCAGGAAGGUGAUUGUUGGCAAGAAGGCUGACUUCGAUGGGUUCCUUUCCAACCUGGGGUUCGCCAGGGUUGGGGCACCGCCAGCGAGCUUUGGCGAUGACUUGCCUGCCUCGGCGCCACCAGCUGUUGGCCAGGAGGGCCCUGCGAGUGUGACUGGGGACAGAGAAGGGGCUGGCAGUGCUGGUGGUGAUGGUACUACUCCACAGCCGCCGCAGAAGUUUGCCGGCCGGUUGCUCAACAUCCCAUUGUCGAACGUGGAACGGCUGCGGUCGACUCUGUCCACGGUUUCGCUGACGGAGCUGAUCGAGUUAGUUCCGCAGCUGGUUGGCAGAUUGUCAACUUCGGUAGAUAGCCAUCCAGACAAGAAGAAGCUUUUCUCCGUGCAGGACUUCUUCCGGUAUGCUGAAUUCGAAGGAAAGCGAUUCUUUGAGGAGUUGGACAGAGAUGGUGAUGGUCAAGUCACCCUGGAAGACCUUGAAGUUGCAAUGAAAAAUAGGCGAUUGCCUAGGAGGUAUGCUCGGGAUUUGUUACGGCGCACCCGAAGUAACUAUUUUUCAAAAUCUAUUGGGUGGAAACAAUUUCAAUCCUUGAUGGAGCAGAAGGAGGCAACAAUCCUCCGGGCUUACACCACAUUAUGUUUGAGCAAGUCCGGGACACUUCACAAAAAUCAAAUCCUUGAAUCAUUAAAAGGUGCAGGCCUUCCGUCCAAUGAAGAUAAUGCUGCUGCCAUGCUGCGAUAUCUAAAUGCAGACUCUGAAGGAUCAAUUUCAUACAGCCACUUCCGCAGUUUCAUGCUUCUACUUCCUUCAGAGCGCCUUGAAGAUGAUCCUCGGAACAUUUGGUUUGAGGCUGCUACUCUGGUUGCAGUUCCCCCACCUGUAGAAAUAUCAGCUGGAAAUGUUUUGAAGUCGGCUUUAGCUGGAGGUCUUGCUAGUGCGCUUUCUACUUCUAUGUUGCAUCCUAUUGAUACAAUGAAGACACGUGUCCAAGCUUCUACGCUCUCAUUUCCAGAGCUCAUUGCAAAGCUUCCACAGAUUGGGCUUCGAGGACUCUAUCGAGGUUCUAUCCCUGCAAUUCUCGGACAGUUUUCAAGCCAUGGUUUGAGGACAGGAAUCUUUGAAGCAAGUAAGCUCAUAUUAGUAAGAGUGGCUCCAACACUUCCGGAGAUUCAGGUGCAAUCGUUGGCUUCCUUCUGCAGCACAAUCCUGGGGACUGCCGUCCGUAUUCCUUGUGAGGUUCUUAAGCAACGUUUGCAGGCUGGAAUAUUUGACAAUGUAGGGGAAGCCAUUGUUGGUACCAUGAAAAAAGAUGGCAUAAAGGGCUUCUUCCGUGGCACUGGUGCCACACUCUGUCGUGAGGUUCCAUUCUAUGUUGCUGGAAUGUGCCUCUAUGCUGAAGCUAAAAAGGGGGCACAACAUGUCUUGAACAGAGACUUGGAACCAUGGGAAACUAUAGCCGUCGGAGCAUUGUCUGGAGGGCUCGCAGCAGUUGUCACCACCCCUUUCGAUGUGAUGAAGACCCGGAUGAUGACUGCCCCUCCAGGCACACCGGUCUCCAUGCAGUUGAUAGUCUUUUCCAUCCUCCGGAACGAGGGCCCUCUCGGGCUCUUCAAGGGCGCGAUACCCCGCUUCUUCUGGAUCGCGCCUCUCGGAGCAAUGAACUUUGCAGGCUAUGAGCUCGCCAAGAAGGCGAUGAUCGAAGCUGAGAGCGAGUCGACAGACCCAUUAAAUGAGAAGAAAACCAUGGUGGGUUCCAGAGGAUGAACUGGCUUGGCUGGUUACCUCUAUUUUGUAAAAACAGAAAACUGGAGCCAUGCAACGGAAGUUUUUAUGCCCUUGUUGCAAAGAAACAGGACAGAUUUUCCACACGGCCUUCUUUCCAAAUGUUAGGUUCUUGUAACCUUUCCCCUCUCGAGGAAAACAUUUUGAUUUUACAUCUUCAUAGGCCUUCACACCACUGUAUGUAUAGUAGAUGGCAGGAACUACAUGUGUACACAUGCUGCUCUUUCUUCCUGCUGAGCUUACUUUCAUCUGUUACUUAUCAAGCAAUCCAUGCUCCUUUCUUGUGUUUGCCCUCAGGCAUGACUAA